AGCAGGGAGUCGUAAAGUAUUUUACGACUCCCUGGUGCAAAGAAUUUUCAGUGCUGCAAGUGACCGUGGAAAGAAGUGUUUGCCAGGAAAGCAGGGGAGAGAGAGAGGGGAAGCCGAACUCUUGCAUGCAACUAUUACUUGAGGAGCUUGGUUUGGUAGCUGAUAAAACUGUCGGUGGAUUCAACCGUUGCUGUUGCUGGAGUUUGGACUGUGACCCUCAACGCGCGCACUGCUACCGGGAGGCAUAAAAAUAUUUUUGUAAGUUUUCUGGAGCAGUUGCCCAUGUGGAAACAACAGAAGCAUCGUGAAGCAGGGAAGUUUUUGUGUGUCGCCAACCAUCACCGAGCUUCGUUCUCCGGCUGAAAGGGGCUGGAAUUUCCGUGGCUAAUACGACCAAGACCAGAUCAGGUAAAUUGGGUGUUCCUUGGCGGGGAAAACUUCCGCCGCUUGUCUAGCAAUGGAAGCGCCGCAAGACGAGACGGAAAAUACAACGAAAGGUGGCCUUCUCGAUGAUGAUGAGGAAGAACAGCUAUUGUACGAGUCGGAGACUGGAGAAGAUUUACUGGACGACGGCAUGGGCUUAGAGCUUCAUCCAGAGAAUGAUUUAGAUCUGCAGCCGGAUGUGUCUAGCUCGUCAUUGCCGGUCGACGAGGAGAGUGCAGAUGAGAAGAGACCAGCGGCAGGUGCCACAGCAACUACAGCACCUUCCGCACCAGCAGCAGCGGCGGCGGCCGUGGAUGAGGAGGAUGACACGGACGGUGAGCUCCCAGACUCGGAUACUGAGCAAGAUUCGGCCAUUCCCACGACUCCUGCUGCCGAGGAGACGGCGUUCCUGUCUCAGCGCUCCUCGCCUGGCUCCCGUCAGUCGUCCACAGAUUCGAGUAGUAGCUCCAGAUCGAGGGAUGCAAAACCCACAACCGAAACACGCUCGCCUGACAAACGCAGACAUGAUGAUGUCCGUGCUGGAGAUCGGUCCCAUCGCCGACAGCCGGAAUCCAGUAGUAGCAGCGCGGUUGGUGGCAGCAAGUCAAGAAGGUAUGAUGAGGCUGAUGUGUCGUCACGCCAAGGAAGCGUGGCAGACAGACACCGCUCGUCCAGGCAUGCAGAGUCUCAUUCAGAAACAUCGUCCUCGUCACGCACGCGCCAUUAUCAGGACAAGCCACCAUCGCGGCAUUCCGAGGCGUCCCUCAAGCACUCGGAGGGCGGGCGCAACAGUCCCCUGCCCGACUCCAGGCGCCAGCUGAAGCCCGGCCGCAAUGUUGUGAUUGUUCCGAACGAGACAGCUGGUCCGUCUCGCUCCCGGGAUCGCCGUGACCAGCCGACCACCGAUGGCAGCUCAGCAGAGGUUCGCGCUCAACCGGAUAGUCGCCAUCAUUCGCAAAGUAGCAGCAGCAGCAGCACUCACAAACACUCUUCUAUGUCGGCCGCCAAGUCUCGCAGCACUCGCGAGCACACUAGCCGAUCGCCUUCGCCGGUGGCUCGCUCCUCCGUGUCUCAUCCGUCACGCGAGUCUGAACGCAGCCGCUCCUCUCAUCAAUCACACAACCUGGACCCGGGAAGACGCCACGAAGUCGCCGGAGCUCGAUCAGGUGCUGCCGACCGUUCACCACGCCACCCUCACGAGUCGUCGAGUAGUAAAAGUCGAGUCGACGCCGGUGAAAAGUCUUCCCGGAGCUCUGGCUCGGCCGCCAAUAGCCGUUCGGAGCCGUCGUCGCGGAGCUCAAAGGACGACACGGCUGCUCGCCAGUCUUCAGGUGCUUCCGGUGUUGACUCCCGUCAGCAGUCGUCUCGUCGUUCUGGUGACGAUCAUCGCCAGUCGUCUGGCUCCGGGCGCUCCUCCCGACCGGACGCUAGCUCAUCUAGCUCAACGUCUCGCUCUGGUGAGAAGCACGCCAGCAGUCAUCAUCACUCUGACAAACAUGCAGUCACUACUUCUAGUACUACUACUAGUUCCAGGUCUGAGCACUCAUCAUCAAAACAUGGGACGACUACCUCUUUUGGUUCUGGUUCUGGUUCUGGUUCUGGUUCUUCAAGCAGCCGACAUCGUCCAGUAGCUGAAGUAGCAACAAGCAACAGCAGCGGUAGCUCUUCUUCACGAAAGGUUGAGUCACGGAGCUCCAGGGAUGCUGAUCGGCAGUCUCGCAAGUCCCAGAGUCCGCCACGGAGAGAUGGCACUCACAGCAGCUCCAGUGCUAAAGGCCAUACUAAUCCUAUCCAGAGCCGUUUAUCGGCCAUUGCUGGCGGUGCUACACAGCAUCAAGACGAUGCACACCAUCAGCAGCAGCACGGCAGUCAGUCCUCACGGAAGCGACAUGCCCGUAGCCGAUCGCCGCCAGACACAGAACGCCCUGCAGCAGCGGCCACCGCUGGCUCUGCCGGCGCCUCGAAGCGCACCAGAGACGACACGUCGUCGCGUGCUGAGCAGGAAGAGCGUGCCCUGUCAUCUGCAUCGAAGAAGCAGGACAGGCGCUCCAGGGAUGCUGGGCAUGACCACCACGGCGGCAGUAGGCACUCGGCUGAACGACGUGCCUCCAGUCCCGAGCCCAGCCGUCAGCAAGAGCCCUCUGGUAAGACAUCUAGCCUUGCCAGGAGUCCACUGCCGCCGAGCAAGAAAUCCAGGACCAGAGAGACAGCGGCCGAAGAAUCGCCACCUCCACCCCCGCCGCCACCUCCGCCGGCAGCAGCAGGAGGUGAACCGCGCUCAUCUGCCACUGCUCCAGGCUUGCCUGCUGCUGCGGAUGAUUUCCGAUCGCAGCGACCAGCGCCACGCAGCGUGAAGGCGGCGCGUGCAGCUGCUCGUUCAUUGGACUUGCCCCCACCUCCGCCGCCCAGUGAGCCACCGCCUCCCAAGAAAAGGAAGCGCACAGUCGCCGCCUCCGCCAGCAGUCGCUCUGAUGCUCCUUCGGAGGAGAAGAAGGCUGUUCCAGCCACGAUGUCAUCUCAAUCGACAUCUGGCGAGAAUGGCGCAGGACAGUCGCAAGUAUCCAAUUCCUCGUCUCAGUCAGCGGCGGAAGUUUCGGGCAAUUCUACCAGAAAGAGCUCGUCUAGCAAGAGAAGUCAUUCUCCGCCGCCAAGUGUCCUUCAUGCUGUGAGUAUGGAUGAUAAGAAUGAAGCUUCGGCUGAUACUGAUAUUGUACCUGCAUCUUCAGCUGCUGAUCAAUCCUUGCCAUCUCAUGCCGAUGACGCAAGCAAGCAGACGGCAGAGUCUCCAGCGCCUGCCUCUGCUGACAAUCAAUCUGCCGAUGAGAGCUUUGCAUCCAUGGAUGAUGCUGAGCUGGAGGAGGAGGUGCGGAAACGUAACCUGGACCUCGCCAACUUUGAGGGCAGUGGUGAGAGCGACGUUGACAGCGAUAGCGACAGUGACCGAGGAGGGCGCCGCGGUGCUAAUGCUGAUGACGGUAGUGAUGCCAGCUUCUUCUCUGAAGAUGAUAUGGAUAUCCUUGAAUGUGGCAAGGGCGGAAACUCUUGUAGUUCUUUCUCGUCCUCUUCGACUUCGUCGUCAUCGUCGUCGUCGUCAUCUUCAGGGUCCUCGUCCGAAGAUGACAGCUCAUCUCGCUUCAACAGCCCACUGAGAAUGGGAUCGGAGUCCCGUGACAAGCAGCCUGGCUAUGGUAGUGAUGAGCAGCAGCAUGUUAGUGGCAGUGGUAACGGUGGACGCCGGCGUUCUUCAAGUCACGCCGCUCCCGCUCGCCACACUGGUGAACGUGACAGCGAACAGGAGCGUCGUCACAUGCAACGAGAGCGCAGCUGGGAACGUCGCCGCCAGCUGAUUGCAGAUUCUCGCCAUGAUGGCGGCGGUAGUGGUGGCAGGCAUGAGCGCCGUAGACGCACCCCGCCGCAGCAACCUAGUCCACAGCGGUUUGCCGGCGAACACAGCCGACCCAACAAGAACGCACAGAUUAUGGAGAGGCUCUACGAGGAGUAUGGUGUGCAGCUGGAUGAGUACCUGAACCGGGCACGGUCGCUAGAAGGUAUGCACCGGCAGACACCUCGCGAGCGUACUCGCAUGGUCGGGCGCCUGUGGUCGCGGCGCGCAUCACGCCUACAGCUGCUCGACGAGCUCUCGCACUUGUACAAACUGGAUCGCCAGGGGCGCCUGCGACCGAACAGUGGUCACCGUCCUUCGCCGAGUAGAAUGCCUGGCAACAGGAGAGGACGGAUGUUUGACAGCGGCGGUCCUCGACCGAGCAGAAACCGACAUGACCCUCCGCGUCGAUCAGGUGGAUUCCAUGACGGAGGUGGUGGUGGCGGUAACAGGCAUGGUGCUGGUCCUCGGCAUGGUGCUGGUCCUCCGCCUGGCGCUGACUUUAGGCGCGGCGGUCGUGAUUCCUACGCUCACGGCUUUGAUCGACGCUCACCGCCUCCGCUGCACCAGUCACCGGCGCAUUUCAGGCGCGACUUUGGCCGUUCGCCACACGACAACGUACCUAUGUCGCCGAGUAGGUCCGUGCGAACUGUACGCCGUGUGCAGCUGACGCCCACCAACUCUUCCGCUGGCAACGCGCGACACGGCAGAGAUAUGCCCAGGCACGAUGCUCCUCCUCCUCCACAUCAUCAUGAUCGACGUCAUUAUAGAUCUCCAUCUCCGUCGCCACGUUCUCGCCACAAGAUUGCGCCGUACGACAGGCGUCGCUAGCUUUUCAUGUAAACUCUCGCCAUAUACUCACGUUUCUUCUGGCACGUAAAAUUUCCUGCCACGUUUGGCUUGUUUUGUCUUAUUUUAAAGUUUGUGAAAUUUCUACUCUAUAUCUGUGUUAUUGCUGUCCGUGAGUCCCUGCCAGGCUGACUUUUUUCUUCUUUUUUUGCUACCAGGAUCUGGCUGGCGCUGCUGUUGCAGUGUUCAGAUGUCCCCAUGCAUCGAGUGUGUGCAUGUGCGAAGCCAUCUGUCUGACGGCUCACUCCUUGUUUGUAUGAUUGUACACUCGUUUAUUUUACCCUGUCCGUUUUCCAGCUUUAGAUUUACGCAGUUGCCCUUCUUUUCUGACAGGGGCUUUCCUGACUUGCUUCGUGCAUACAUACUUGCAUGUACUGAAGUAUUACAAUGCACUAAGUCUUGUACCUAGCACGUAUUGUUUACAUGUGUCAGGUCAAGUGCUCUUCGAGAAUAUUUUGCGUUCCACUA
Molecule: messenger RNA, 5122 nt
Organism: Sycon ciliatum
Lineage: Eukaryota; Metazoa; Porifera; Calcarea; Leucosolenida; Sycettidae
Product: filaggrin-like
Exons: 8
Coding region: 458-4636 (1392 amino acids)
Source: RefSeq, a predicted model, not a curated record